UCGGCUUGUGGAGUGGUUGGGUUCUGCGCCGAGCUGCGGCCGUGGCACCCUCCAGCUGGGAGCUCUCUGUGCGCUGCGGUGGAGGCCUGGGGCGCCGGGCAGGGGUUACGUGCAGGAUGGAAUGAGGCCUCCGACCCAAGAGAAGUCCAGUCCACUUUCUGGUUGAAUGUUUUGUCCCUGGACCCUGUGACUUUGGGCACACACUGGAACCUUUCAGCCUAACAGUCUUCCCUCCUUCCCUGCAGCAGCUGUGGCAGUCCUGGGCAGACUAAGACAUGAGAAAAAUACCCAACCAUGGGACCCUGCGGAUGACAAAAGUGGUAUACCCGCUGGGGCUGUGCGUGGGCCUGUUCAUCUACGUCGCCUACAUCAAGUGGCACCGGGCCUCUGCUCCCCAGGCGUUCUCCUCCAUUACCGGGGCAGCCCAUGUCUCCGCGGGGUCGGCCACUCAUGCUCAUGAGGUCUUCUAUGGAAUCAUGUUUGAUGCUGGGAGUACUGGCACCCGUGUGCAUGUGUUCCAGUUUGCCCGACCACCUGGAGAGACUCCCACCUUGACCCACGAGACCUUCAGAGCGCUGAAGCCAGGGCUUUCUGCUUACGCUGAUGAUGUCGAGAAGAGUGCUCAAGGGAUCCAGGAGCUGCUGGAUGUUGCUAAGCAGGACAUUCCGUUUGACUUCUGGAAGGCCACCCCGCUGGUUCUCAAAGCCACAGCUGGCUUGCGCCUGCUACCUGGAGAGAAAGCUCAGAAGCUGUUGCAGAAGGUGAAGGAGGUGUUUAAGGCGUCACCUUUCCUGGUAGGAGAUGACUGUGUUUCCAUCAUGAACGGAACCGAUGAAGGUGUCUCUGCGUGGAUCACCAUCAACUUCCUAACAGGUAGCUUGCGAGGCCCAGGCAGGAGCAGCGUGGGCAUGCUGGAUCUGGGUGGUGGGUCCACUCAGAUCACCUUCCUUCCUCGGGCCCAGGGUACCCUGGAGGCCUCCCCGCCUGGCCAUCUGACAUCACUGCAGAUGUUUAAUAGGACCUACAGGCUCUAUUCCCACAGCUACCUGGGGCUGGGACUGAUGUCGGCACGACUGGCAAUCCUCGGUGGAGUGGAGGGAAGACCCGCCAAAGACGGGAAGGAGUUGGUCAGCCCUUGUCUGUCUCCUGGGUUCAGAGGCGAGUGGGAGCACGCAGAAAUAACGUACAGGAUCUCAGGACAGAAGUCAGGGCGCCUCCAUGAGCCAUGUGCCAGCAGGGUGUCUGAAGUCCUCCGAAACAAGGUGCACAGAGCAGAAGAGGCGGGACAUGUGGACUUCUAUGCCUUCUCCUACUACUAUGACCUGGCGGCCAGUGUGGGUCUCAUCGAUGCAGAGAAGGGAGGCAGUGUCACAGUUGAGGACUUCGAGAUGGCUGCUAAGUACAUGUGCCGGACGCUGGGUGCCCAACCACACCGCAGCCCCUUCCUCUGCAUGGACCUGAUUUAUGUCAGCCUGCUACUCCGCGAGUUUGGCUUCCCUGGGGACAAAGUGCUAAAGCUGACUCGGAAAAUUGACAAUGUGGAGACCAGCUGGGCUCUGGGGGCCAUUUUCCACUACAUUGACACCCUGAACAGACGGAAGAGUAUAGCGUGAUAGCAGCUGGGCCCCAGUCGCAAGCUGUGUCCCCAGCCAUCCCCACACACCUCGUCUGGACCUGACCCUGUUCUGCAGGAGCCCAGCUGCCUGAGCCCCUCAGCAGAUCUAUCACAGCAUGGAAGGCGGGCCUGGGCCAUGGCUCCAGAUGGACGUGAGCCAUGCGUAGCCAAGGGCACUUGCUGUUCCGUCUCCCAGUUGUGGGGCAUGGCUGCUGUGUGUGUUCCUGUGUGAAUCUCUUGCCCCCUGUUCUAAGACCCUCCCAAAGGCACCCUGACUCCCUGGGGGGAGCAGAGCAGGACCCAUGGCCUUGUGAUAACUGCACCCCCGUGAGGCUCUCCCUCUACUGAAAAUGUGAAGCCACCCAGAGAUGUGGGGCUGACCCGUCUCUAUGGACCUGUACUGGCUCAGAGUCCCCAGAGAGCAGGCUAGGGUGGGACUAGCUGUAGGAGCAGUGCCAGCUGUGCCGCCCGAGUCCCAAGGCUAUGUGAGCCACAUCCUGGCCCCUUUCUGACAGCCGCACCUUGUCUCCAUGAAUGUACUGCGCCCUGAGCCAUGUGGGAUGGUGCGCGCCUGUGCUGGCCCUGGCUGCAGCCUCCCAGGUCUGCUGAGGCUGUGAAUGUACAGCUCCGUGCUCUGCCAUGAAUAAAAGGUUCAGGGCUCC
Octodon degus (degu) is the source of this 2277-nucleotide messenger RNA. It is a transcript of the gene Entpd6, whose product is annotated as ectonucleoside triphosphate diphosphohydrolase 6 (putative). Gene Ontology annotation, molecular function: UDP phosphatase activity; GDP phosphatase activity. The record is from RefSeq and is a predicted model, not a curated record. Gene Ontology annotation, biological process: nucleoside diphosphate catabolic process. The transcript has 14 exons. Gene Ontology annotation, cellular component: Golgi apparatus; membrane. The coding region runs from base 276 to 1613 and encodes 445 amino acids. Lineage: Eukaryota; Metazoa; Chordata; Mammalia; Rodentia; Octodontidae.